Molecule: messenger RNA, 1833 nt
Organism: Tachyglossus aculeatus (Australian echidna)
Lineage: Eukaryota; Metazoa; Chordata; Mammalia; Monotremata; Tachyglossidae
Product: myeloid zinc finger 1-like
Exons: 7
Coding region: 121-1833 (570 amino acids)
Biological process (GO): regulation of transcription by RNA polymerase II
Molecular function (GO): RNA polymerase II cis-regulatory region sequence-specific DNA binding; DNA-binding transcription factor activity, RNA polymerase II-specific
Source: RefSeq, a predicted model, not a curated record
GGCAACUUCCGGUUUCCCCAUCUCGCCGGUCCCCCAGGCUCUAAGGUUCCCAAGGAGGUGGAGGUCCCCUAGAGCCCCCCGGCUCCCCAGGGAGAGGACCCCCAGCGCCCCGGGAGCCAGAUGAUGCCGGCCACCCUGAGCCCCUCGGUCCCGGCGGCCCGGGAGCAGGAGGCCGCGGUCAAGCUGGAGCAGGGGUGCGGGACCCCGCCGGACGCCGAGGGUCUCCGCCGCCGCUUCAGGGGCUUCCGCUACCGAGAGGCGGCCAGGCCCCGCGAGGCCCUGAGCCGGCUGCGGGAGCUGUGCCACCAGUGGCUGCGCCCCGAGGCCCGCAGCAAGGAGGGCAUCCUGGAGCUGCUGGUGCUCGAACAGUUCCUCACCAUCCUGCCCGGCGAGGUCGGGGCCUGGGUCCGCGAGCAGAGGCCCCAGAGCGGCGAGGAGGUGGUCAUCCUGCUGGAGGACUUGCAGAGGGACCCCAGGAGGCUGCUGCGAUGGGUGACGGCCCCGGGGCAGGGGCAGGACGUCCUCCUGGAGAAGAUGGCCUCUCUGAGCUACCUGUUGGGCCGAGCCGGACCCCAGCCCUGGGAGGAGUCGGAGCGGCCCGCCCCGGCCCCGCGGGACCAGCCCGGGCUCGGCAUUAAAGAAGAGCCCAGCACCCUCCCCAGACACGCUCUGCCUGCGCUGGAGGGCAGCGCUGGAGACCAGGAGGUGGUGCCUGCCCUAUUCCCCGCCAGGCCCCAGGAGGAGUGGGGGGGCCUGGAUGCCAACCAGAGGGAGCUCUGCGGAGACCCCGAGCAGGACAAGUUGGAGAAAAUCAUCACCCUCAGCCAGGAGUCAGCGGGGAUCCCAAUCCCCCACCCGGACCUGAUGGCCAUGCUGGAGAGAGGGGAAGACCCCUGGGGCUUGGAACCUCACACCGUGCAGGAAAUGGACAUCGCCAGAGGCGUCUGUCUAGGGCCGGGCAGGAGGACCCCGAGGGACAGCUGGCCGAGAGAAGAGCCGAGGGCCUGGGGGCCGGAGCCGGAGGGGAUCCCCCCGCCCCGGGCCCAGGGGGCCUCCUGGGAGGAGGCGGCGGCGGCGGCGGGGCGGGACGCCCCCUCCGUCCCCGGGGAAGGAGCCGAGGGCGCCCGGGCCGUCCGGGCCCGGGGGGCCGCGGGCGGGGAGAAGCCCCACGCCUGCCCCGACUGCGGGAAGAGCUUCGGCCAGAAGUCCAAGCUGGUCCGCCACCAGCGAGUCCACACGGGCGAGCGCCCCUUCAAGUGCCCCGUGUGCGCCAAGGGGUUCAGCCGUGGCUCGGGCCUCCGAGCCCACCAGCGCGUCCACACGGGCGAGCGCCCCUUCCGCUGCCCCAGCUGCGGCCAGGGCUUCAGCAAGAACUCCCACCUGGCCCGGCACCGCAGGGUCCACACGGGCGAGAAGCCCUUCCGCUGCCCGGUCUGCGCCAAGGCCUUCACGCGCAACGCCAACCUCCGAGCCCACCGGCGGGUCCACACGGGCGAGCGGCCCUACCGCUGCCCCAUCUGCGGCCAGGGCUUCAGCAAGAACUCGCGCCUGCUCGGCCACCAGGCCCGGCACGGCGGCGUCCAGCGGCCCGACGCCGGCCCCGCGGCCCCCGACCCGGCCGCCCCUUGCCCCGUCUGCGGCCUCGGACCCUCCGCCCGGCGGAAGGCCCACCCGGGCGAGGGGUUGCCCGCCUGCCCCGGCUGCGACCCCGACCGGUCCGGGCCCUUCCCGGGGGCCGCCUGCGCCCGGGGCUUCCGGGAGAGCCCCCAGCUGUACCCGCAGCACAGGGGCCAGUGGGACGGGGGACGGGGAGCCGGGGAGCCCGCCGAAUAA